Messenger RNA from Trachemys scripta elegans, 4362 nucleotides. RefSeq lists its product as uncharacterized. The record is from RefSeq and is a predicted model, not a curated record. Bases 855 to 1679 code for a protein of 274 amino acids. The transcript has 3 exons. NCBI's taxonomy places the organism in Eukaryota, Metazoa, Chordata, Testudines, Emydidae.
GGCUCUGGGAGGGGAGGGGGGUCUAGUGGGCUAGAAUGGGGGUCAGGAUAUGGAAGCCAGGAAACCCAAGUUCUAUUUCCAGCUCUGAGAGGAGAACAUGAAGAAGGGGGUGCUGAAUACUGGUCACUUAUCCAGCCGGGGUGGGGAGGAAAUGGCAGUUUGCAAUAUGGGGCAAUGCUGGGUCAAUGUCACUGGCCUGACGCCGUGGCCAGUUUCACUAGCUCAGCCGGCUGCCUCAGGAAAGGGGUGCAAAGGGUUACAGACCCAGAGCAGGACCAGUGGUGUUUGCCAAGCUGACUAGGAGAGGCCCGGCGAAGAGGGACAUAUGGCCAGCCUGGGGAAAUAUGGAGUCACACCCAGGAUGUAACUCCAAUUGCUGGGGAUAGGAGCAGCAGCUGUUACUCCCUGGAACCAUAUGGAAGGGGAAGGACUGUUAGUGGUGAGGGUGGGGGUGGAAAACUAGAAAUGGGGAAGUCUCGUCUAGAGAUCAGUGCAGGCAGCACAAUAGAAGGGUUCAGGGCUCAGGACUCCUGGGUUCUGUGAAGGAGAAGCCUGUGCCCUGUUGGAACUGCAUUUUAGGGUAGCAGGAAGGAACCACCCCAGCUGGAAUUCACCCAGGGACGUGGAGGGUUCGCACCCAGGCACUGGACAGGUGAUCAAAGGUGUUUCCCUACCCGUAAACUCAUUGGACGCUGGGAUUUCAUGCAGAGACGCUAACACACCACCAGGCAGUGCCCUUCCUCAACAGAGCCUGUAUAAAUACCCCCACGACGUGGCACUGGGUUCAGUUACCGAAGGGACGAGGUUCGACAAGAACAGAAAGAUCAUAUGUCCCUGUCUCCGGCUCACUCAACAUGGCUCUUUUGACCCGUGGCCAACAAAGUAUGAUUGCCAGGGGGAUGAAGUAUCUGGUGUCUCUGGCCAACAAUCUGAGCAUUUCCAAUAAAACCCCAGAUGUUCACAAGGAGAUACGGGAAGAUGCCCACCGCGCUUGUGAGGAAAUGACAGAGGUGGUGGAGCAGCUGGAAAAACAGCUGCUUGCCAUCGAUGACCAGACCGUGGACCUGAUUGACAAAAAGUCACAGCUGAACAAUGAAAUGAAUGAAAGAAAGUUAAGCCAGGAUCUGUUACAAAUCCAGCUGAAAUACAGUGAGAAAACCAAUGUCUGUGCCCAAGAAAUGCAGAGGACGGCAGAGAAGCACCUGGGGGAGCUUAAGGAGAUGCAGAAGAAGACCUCUCUAUACAUGGCUCAGAGAGCGGCCCAGGAGCUACAAGGAGCCAUCGGCCUCUAUGAAACCAAAGUCUCUGAAUACAAACAAAAUACCUGCAAAUGCAACAUUGAGAAAGAAGAAAUUGAGGUGAAGAUUGAAGCCAAUAAGAAGAGAAUUGACGAGAUCAAUCUGGAACGUUCAGCAUCAUCAAGGAAGGAAGAUCAGAAGCGGGUGAGGAAACAUGUCAACUUCCUGGGUCGGCUGGCCGAGGAGGUCAAGAUAGUCAAGUCAAAGGUGCAGCAUGACUCUGACUAUGAAAUUGCCUGGGAACCUUUGGAAACGAUUGCAGAGAUGUGGCGGGACAAAGACGGCCAAGAGGUGUUGAACUUCCUGGAUCAAGAGGAAAUAAGUGCCCUUGUCUGUAACCUAAAGGAAAUAAUUGAGUCAAGGGCUGACAAUGAGGCCUAGACGAAGGAUUUUUAGAACUGAGCUGGGCCCAGUGCAGAGGAGAAUGUGAUGUGUUAGUGCGUCUGAUUCUGAUCCCACUUACACCGGGUUUACAAUGAGGCCGCAGAGAUCAGAAUCCAGCCCUGACUCCAUUAACUUCAGUGGGGUCACUCUGGAUUUACACUGGGGUACCAGAUCAGAAUUAAGUUCCAACCUCAGUGACUCCAGAUUUAUACUAGGGCAAACUGGAAAACAGAUAUGUAGUGGAAGGGUGUCUCAUCUGGUCAGAGUGUGGCCCAGUAAAACCACAUAAUAUGUCACAACCUUUGCAUCUGGCUCAGGAAAUGCUAAACAUACUUACAAAAUAUUGGGUGAAUCUGGGCUCCAGGGAAGUCAAUGAGUUUUUCCCAUUGUUUGCAGUGGGGGAAAGAUUUCAUACAUCAUGCACACUAUGUCUUUGCCCUAUUUUUUUGCUGGAGAUUUGGUUAAGGUCAACAGAACUGCAGUUGAAGCUCUCUCAGCUUUUAUUGUGGGGCAGGGGCAUAUGAAUCUUUAACUAAGAAAGCUUUUCUCUGAGGUGUUAGUAGGCAUUUGAGUUAAAUAUAAGGGCUGUCAUAAUGAAGGGUUUUGAAUAAAAAUUCCUUUAUAUCCCUAUGAGCUGGGUUUCACUUGCAUGGCUAUCUGUGACGAUACAAUGCUGCCAUUUCUCCAUUCAGCCAUAGUCUCCCAGGGAAAACAGGAUAGUUAAUAACUGGAAGGAUAUAUAAAAUAAUAGCUUGUUAAGUUUGCAGUUAACACACAACUUGGGAGAGUGGUUAUUAAUGAUGAGGGCAGGGCAGUUCUUCAGACGGGUCUGGAUCACAUGGUAAGCUUGGUUCACUUUUUAACACAGUGUGUAAUUAGGCUGUGGAACUCAUCGCCACAGGAAAUCACUGAGGCCAAAAACUUAGCAAGAUUCAAAGUGGGUUAGGAAGUUUAUAUGGAGAACAAGAACAUCUCAAGUUAUCAUAACAAUGAUAAUACAAUUUUGUGGCAGGGAUAUUAGACGCCAGGCUUCUGGGUUUAAACCACUCUCUAACUAGCCGAGAUCAGGAUGAGAGCUAAUGUAGCAGGUGGGAGUCUGGAUUGCAGCUCUAUUCCCAGCUGUGAGUGUGAGUCAGGACUCCUGCGUUCUGGUCCCCACUGUGGGAGAGAAGUGGGGUCCAGUCGUUAGAGUAGCGGAGGGCACUGGUUAUCAGUUCUCCUAGACUCUAUUUCCACCUAUGCCUUUGGAUGGUUUUCUGACUUAAGAGAAUCUACUUGGAGGGGAAUUUUCAGCAGGGAUGCGAUGGGUGAUCUGUGCCAGAACAGAGCCCCCUCUUUAUCCUUUGUGGGUUCGAGAUCAGGUUUCUUUAUCACCACCCAAGGCCUGGGAGGGGAGUCAGACACACACACCCCCAGCAGCGCCCACUGCAGCACGUCUAUCUUUCUCUGCCUGGAUAGGCACGCUGGCCUCAGUACAUUCAGUAAGAGGAAGUCUGGAGAGAAAGUGGCAUCCACACACCUGGAUGGGCACAGCUCCCUUUUUGGGCCAUUCAUCCUCUGCGGGGCAUGGCCAAGGACUUUAUACCACCGGGUUGGAAAAUUAAAUAGGAGAUUUACAGCUUCUUCCUUGGAGCGGUGCAGGAUUUGACGUUCCCUGGGAGCUCACCAUGAGAUGUGUCCCCAAAAGGCAAAGAGCAAAAAGAAAAUGGGUAAACCAGCUAGAUAUGCAGCAUGGGUCCCCAAGUUGACGCUGGAAUUGACAGGAAACCCCACCUCCAUGGCUCUGAGAAGUCUUUGUUCCCUUGCAAACCUGUGUGCCAAAACAAAACACUAUAUUUAUCUCAAACUCUCAUUUAUGAGCCUUGCUGAUUGGCCAAAGUGCACUGUAAAAGACAGAUGUUUGCAGUAGUUGGUCUGAAGCCAGCUGAAUGAAAAGGGGUUAGCAGUGCUGUGAUGUAGCUACGGAUGCCUUGUAAAAUCCAUGCAUUCUGAAAUGUCUCUAUAACCUUGUUUGGCCAAUUCAUCUCAUGUGCCGGUGCAAAUCUGGAAAGUAAAAGUCGCUGAAGGCUCAGGAAUGUGUUCCAAAGCAGUUUUUAAGGCUGUUUCUCUUUCUGAAUCUGCCGCUCCAGUAAAAAUGCCUGCCAUGCAAUGUGUUUGCUUUUUUAACCCCCGUGGGGCUGACAUCUUGAGCAGGGGGUGCACUGCAGUUGACCAGGAGAAGGAGCAUGGAACAAGGAGUGGGGGCGGUGGCACGCUUUGUCCAUGGUCCUGGGAUUUGAUACUUCCAGGAAAUAAACCUUUUUGAGAUUAAAGUUUCCGACAUGGACACGAGGAGGAAGAAGGAAUUAAAGCCAAGCAACUGGUUGCCUUAGGGCGCUGCAGAAAGACAGACAUGUUCAGCCUUUCACAUAGCAACAUACUCCAAAUAUGGCAGCUCCCAGCCGGUACCUGGAGUUGUUUAAAUUCCCUACACAGAGAAGACCCUGAGAUUUUUAUGUAAUACCACAAAUAUGACUUGGUGGUUGAGGUCCCCUCUGCAGAACCAUCAGGCUGGCUCUCCACCUACGUAUUGUGGUCAUCUUUGGUGUUUCUCUGGCUCAUUGUUGGGUGUGCCAAAGAUAUUUUGGCUGUCUGGGGUCCUGAGUGGACUAGGUGCUUUCCACCUAGGGGUUGGUGUGAA